GAUCAUACAUUUUCAACAUGUCGUGACGCUCAGUAGUGAAAGUUGUCAGUUAUCGAACGGAGGUGCUGGGGAGGAAGUCGCGAUGCAAUGUCGUUGCCCAAUCGAGCCUAGUCUGUCUUCUACGUAGCACGAGCAUUUGCCUGCGGCCUUGACAAACACCAUCCUACGUCACCCACACGCUGAAUCACAGCUCAGAGCCACAACAAGCACCUUACCCUUCUCGUUAAAUAUCCACGUGCUUCCCGAUAAGCAGACCUCAACAACCUCUACCAACUCACAAUGGCGGACGCAUCCGCGCAACCGAAGCCGAGCAGCAGCGUCAAGCUGGUGCUGCUGGGAGAGGCAGCCGUUGGAAAGUCUUCACUCGUUAUGCGCUUCGUCAACAACGACUUCCAGGAGAACAAGGAGCCCACGAUAGGAGCCGCGUUCCUCACGCAGAAGUGCAACCUGCCAACGAGGACGAUCAAGUUCGAAAUCUGGGACACAGCAGGCCAGGAACGCUUCGCCUCGCUCGCGCCCAUGUACUACCGCAACGCCCAAGCCGCGCUCGUCGUCUACGACAUCACCAAGCCCUCCUCCCUCACCAAAGCCCAGCACUGGGUCGCCGAACUGCACCGCCAAGCGUCCCUCGGGAUCGUCAUCGCGCUAGUAGGAAAUAAGGCAGAUCUGGCUGUAUCAGGCGAAGACGAGGGCUCAGAGGAUGCAGAUGCAGCGCCCGCUGCCGAGGGCGAGGAGGAUCCAGAGGACGAGGGUGCAGAUGCCCGGAGAGUGCCUAUCAAGGCCGCCAAGGCGUAUGCGGACGAAGAAAGCCUGCUCUUCUUCGAGACCAGUGCAAAGACCGGGCAGAACGUCACAGAGGUCUUCACAGCAAUUGCAAAUGCUAUCCCAGAGACCAGCUUGAAGGGCCCCCGCGGAGUCGGCGGACAGACGAAUCUGGGCAGGCAAGAGGAGGCGCGCGUCAAUUUGGGAAGCGCCCGGACAGAGGGUCCCAAGGAGGGCUGUGCGUGCUGAGAUAUUGGACUGAAAUGAAUGCAGUAAUUAGUAUGGUUGAAUGGGUUCCUUUCUGAGCCGCUUUGCUCUUGGCGUUGACUAUGGAUAGUUGGUCUUUCUUAUGACAGCAAUAUUACAAUGAAGUUGCGUGUUGCACCGAAACUCGUCGUUCAUGCACUGGCUCUUCGGUCAAUCGAAAUACAAGGAACCAGAGUGCAGCGAAAUCAUGCAACCGCUUGAGGACUACAACUAAGUUUAGUGUAGCGAAUUUUGUUCAUGAAUUUAGAGCUAGUAUACGCCUUGUGUGCACUUAUAAACUUUCAAUCGUGUAGGUCUGCGG
Dothidotthia symphoricarpi CBS 119687 is the source of this 1330-nucleotide messenger RNA. Its product is annotated as ras-domain-containing protein. The record is from RefSeq and is a predicted model, not a curated record. Lineage: Eukaryota; Fungi; Ascomycota; Dothideomycetes; Pleosporales; Dothidotthiaceae. Gene Ontology annotation, molecular function: GTPase activity; GTP binding. The coding region runs from base 280 to 1011 and encodes 243 amino acids. The transcript has 3 exons.